This is a messenger RNA of Photinus pyralis (common eastern firefly), 1932 nucleotides long. RefSeq lists its product as uncharacterized. The transcript has 2 exons. The coding region runs from base 784 to 1911 and encodes 375 amino acids. NCBI's taxonomy places the organism in Eukaryota, Metazoa, Arthropoda, Insecta, Coleoptera, Lampyridae. The record is from RefSeq and is a predicted model, not a curated record. Gene Ontology annotation, cellular component: extracellular region.
AGAUUACUUGUGAGGUCGAUAAUUUUAAACUUUACUAAUAAAAUACUGAUCUGUAUUACCAAAAAUGCGCUUUCAUCAUGCAUAUGCUGAUUUAUUAGGUACUUGUUUUAUGAAUAUUUGCAUACCAGCCCUCCUUCUUUUACCAAAUGUAUAUAAAUUCAGUAUUCACUACUGAUAAUAAAAUUUAAUUUGAAAAUAUCAUCAUACACAUUAGCUACUAUUAUUCUAAUAAAGCUUUUUUGGAAGAUAGUUCUACGAGCAAAUGUUACUCCCAUUAAUCUGACUCUCUUUGAAUAAUCUCGUAUAGAUUGUAUAAGAAAGUGUCUGAAGCGAGAGUAUGAUCGGCACAUGUUUUCUGUCGAGUGUCCCUCCGAGGCCCAAUAUUUUAAUCGUGGGCGGAACUUUCCAGAAAUAGGUAAGUGAAAAAAUUAUUCUUUGGCUUAUAACAGACUUUUUACAUCAAUUGAUGCAAGAUAUCAAAAACAAUAAACUGAAGACUUAGUUCUUCAUUAAGGGUUCCUAGAUUGAGGGAAAAAUCAAUACUGUGUACUGAUCUUGUUGACGCGCUAACAAAAAUGUUUUUUUCAAUAUAAACUUAACGACGUGCAGCGAAAUUCAUGGUCAGCGCAUAACUUCGAAGUAAAAUUUUGAAAAGCUAAAUAUUUACAACUCUCAAAACUGAAUUCGGCACGCGCAACCUUUACACUUCCACAUAUAAAUAACUAUAUAAAGUAUGAUCAUUAAGACUGAUACAUCACUUUUAAUUUGUCGGUAUCGGUCAUCAUGUUAUUGGCCUACAUUCUUUUGGUAACCGCUCAAUUGGUGUGCAUACGAGGAGCUUGCGAUCCGGAUUAUCUGCAGACGAUAGAAUGGACCGGGGGCCCUUUCGAAUGGACGGAGAAGUCAGUAAGGGCUCUGUUUAAGUCGAGCGGGAAGUACAUUAGCAAAAAUAUUGUUGCUCAAAGGGCGCAGAUUUAUGGCGACUACUGCUAUUUGGCUCUGACCCGCUUGAGGCCAGGUGUCCCCGCGACUUUGGCUCAAGUUUCGCUGAAAUCGACCGGAAGUGACGCGAUUUUGACACCGUUCCCGUGUUGGCUGUCGCAAGAGGAGAAGAACUGCAAGGCGCUACAAUCGGUUGUGGACUUGUUCUGUGACACUCAAGGCGUUUUGUGGGCUUUGGAUUCUGGUGUUGUAAAUACGCUGCACACUAACAGUACUCCGAUUCGCUACUGUCCGCCGAAAGUCGUCGCAUUUUCCUUGAAAACUGGGAAGCUGUUGAAGACCGUUGAUCUUUCCGGUUUGGUAACACAAACCUCCCGCUUGCAGUACGUAGCCUGUGAGUAUCCACGUGGCAACCAACGGCCGGUAAUCUACGUCAGUGACGCCGCGGCGAGGUCAAUCUUAGUUUACGAUGUGGUUGCCAGUCGAGGUUAUAGGGUGGUGCUACCCCAAGUUGUCGCCAACGGAUGUAAUCGUCGCGACAUCUUAUACAUGGCGCUCGUCCGCAAAGGGUGCGGAAACAAUUACAUCAUCUUCACCUAUCUCUGCGGCAAACGCAUCUUUUCGAUCCGAACCGAUUAUCUGCGCACAGGAUCGGCUAAUGGAAGGAUCGUGGAUCUUGGUCUGAAACCUAACAAGCUCGUCAUCCUCGGUACCGAUACCGGAUCGGCCGUAUUCUUCAGAUACGAAGGCAAACAAGAGAUCUACCGCUGGGAUUCCAACACUUGUUUCAAGCAGGAAAACUUCCUGGUCGUGUACAAAGCGAGUGCGUGCUUUCUACCAACGCAGGUUAUGGCCGAUCACAACCAGCAAAGGAUGAGGGUGCUGCAGAGCAACUUCCCAGAUUAUGUCCAGCACACUGUCGGUUGCGGCGCAGUGCAACAAAUUCAUUUAAUGGAGGGUACUUGUUAAAUUGUUACUGAAAUAGAAAAU